Adineta ricciae is the source of this 642-nucleotide messenger RNA. Lineage: Eukaryota; Metazoa; Rotifera; Eurotatoria; Adinetida; Adinetidae. The record is from the annotation of a GenBank genome assembly.
AUGCGUCACUCCCGUUUGGUUAUUUAUACGGGUGCAAUGAGUGCUCUAGGAGCCAUGACGAUCCUGUCUGCUUUAUUAGGAAAUAUUGUAACAAAAUUCGUUUCGAGAGUUUAUACAUACUAUCUUUCAAGUAUAUUAUUCGCGGGCUUUGGCGUUAAAAUGUUGAAAGAUGGGUAUGGAAUGUCGGCAGAUGAAGGUACGGAAGAAUAUGAAGAAGUUCAGAAUGAAGUGGAAAAGGCAGAAGCGAAAGAAGAUGUCGAAUUAGGCGAUGGAGAAACAGAAGAUAAUUCGUCGAGAAUGAAUCAGCCACAACAAAGAUCAUCGAAACGAAAUACAGGAACUUUCGUUGUCACAAUCAUUCGUCGUUACAUCUCUCCAAUAUUUAUUCAAGCAUUUAUCAUGACAUUUCUCGCUGAAUGGGGAGACCGUUCUCAGAUAACUACAAUUGUCUUGGCUGCUAGUGAAAAUCUCUUAGGUGUUAUUGUUGGUGGUACGAUUGGUCAUGGUUUAUGCACUGGAUUAGCUGUUCUCGGUGGACGUUUUGUCGCCCAGCGUAUAUCACCGAAAACCGUAACACUUGUUGGUGGUGUUGUGUUUCUAAUUUUUGCUUUAUCAGCAUUUUUUAUCCAUCCUGACAAUUAA